CCGCCCCGCCCUGGGCUUGGCCACCUGCCCGGGAAACCUGUGGUUGGUUGUUGCUCUCGGGUCGUUCCUGGGCGGGGACACAGAACCGGGCCAUGGAAGAGACGUCGGGGGCUCGUGAGCCCCGGGCCCGGCCGAGAGAGCGAGACCCGGAGCGGCGCCCUCGCCCGGAUCGAGAGCGCCACUCCGAGCGACCGCGGGACAGAGCCGGGGACCGGCGCAGGGAGAGGAACGGGGACCGGCGAGGGGACCGGGACAGGAGAAGGGACCGAGACCCCCUCCAGGACCGACGCCGGGACGCCGGCCAUCGUGCAGGUGAACCAAGAGUCUGGGAAAAGUCCCGCGGAACCCAGAGGCUGGAGGAACCCCGGGGAACAACCUGGGACGCAGCCCCGCCCCCCUGGCCCGCGCCCUGGGAAACCCCGGAGCCGCCGCCCCCGAGGAAGGAGAGGUUCGCGCGCCACGGACCCGAAAGUUAUAGUGAACCCACUUCUGGGAGAUAUGUGCCCUCGAACCCCAGGCCUGGACCAGAGGAAGUGGAAUAUUACCAGUCAGAGGCCGAAGGACUUCUGGAAUGCCACAAAUGCAGAUACUUGUGCACUGGGAGAGGUGUGGUACAGAUAGUGGAGGUGAUUUUGAACGGGAUGGUUCUCAUGUGCAUCGUGGCAUCCUACUUUGUCCUUGCUGGAUUCAGUGCCAGCUUUGUCAGUGGCAGCGGCUUUGGAAAUAACUAUUACUCACCAUUUGAGGGCAGCGAGCUGGAGGAAGUUCGGCAGCUGGACCAGCAGUACACAGUCCUCCGGUCACCCCUGAUAUACAGUGGUGUGGCCGUUUCCCUGGGGCUAGGUGUCCUCACCAUGGGCGUUCUAAUCCAAGGAGCCAAGAGUCUAACAAAACUGCCUGGGAAGUGGCUCCCCUUGGAGGCCAUGUUCAGUCUCCUCUCAGCAGUGGGCUACUGCAUAGGCAUUGGCGUUUAUCUCCAUGUGGCUUUGCAGAUCAAUUCCACGGACACUUGCAAAAAAAGAGAGAGGCUGUACGCCCGCAGAGGUCUCACCUGGAUGAACUGCCAGCUGGCAGGCACUGAUGGAGCAGCAGCCACCUUCGCCUGUCUUCUGGUCAUUAUGUACGGUAUCAGCGUGGUCCUGGCCCUGCGGAGCUACAGAAAACAGAAGCUCUACAAAAACAGCCAAGAACAGCACAGAAAUUAUAGUGAUGCACCAGAAUACGUGUGGUCUGGGACACUGUAAGGAGACCUCUGGACCCCAAAUGUCAACCCUCUCCCCACUGUUUCUCUCAGAAGGGCAGGUCCUUUAAAACCAGUUAGACAGCUAUGGUUUUCACAGACUUGAUUUUGUAGGUACUGCCUUUAGUACCAGUGCAAAGUUAAGUAAUUGUCUCAUUUUUGUGUUGUAAAAGAGAUCCAUGAUUGCUGACCGACUAGAUGACAGCUUGAUAAAAGUAUCCCCUUUCAUGCAGAGAGCAACAUCAGAAGAGAGGGUACCCUUACUGUAGGGCUCCCUCACCUUAAAGAAAUAGCUCACUAGCCAGGGUAAUUCUGUAAGUAGAUUUCUUUGUUUUUUUCCCUUUUUUCAGUUUUGAGAAUCGAACUCAGGACCUUGCACUUGCCAAGCAGGUACAGUACCACUGAGCUACAUCCUUGGCCCUAGCUAGGGUAAUUCUGAAAGAGGGCAGCAGUUCCAAAGUUCCAGUGGAAAUCCUACCUGUCCUGACUGAAGUCAUCAGAAGAAACAUGCCAACUCCCCCUCUCCCCUGUGUGGUCCCAAAGAAGGAUUUUAAAGCAGUUAUUCUUACUCCCUCCAAGAGGGAAGCACUCUGCUAUUAGAGGGGCUGCCAACAGUGCACCCCAAGUACUUAAGAGUCCUGACCUAGGGAAAGAGAUGCUUUCAGCAGGCACAAUCCUUCUUGGGACUCCUCCUGCAGGGCCCAGGGCUAACGUCUCCUGCCAGCUAUUAUUCCGUUAGUAUUUUUCUGGCAAAUCAUUCCAUCGGCAUUCACUUUUUAAAAAUGUUUUGUAAGUUUUUUUAUACACGAGGUUUCCAAAUACUGACAAAAUAUGUAAAAUUAAAUGUGUCAUUCAAAUGAUUUUAAAGAUAAGGCAGUUGAUUUUAUUAGACUCCAGAGGCUUACUGGAGGCCUUUCUCUCUCUACAUUCCCUCUCAGGGCCCCACAGAGCAGGACUUCAGGGUAGAGAGUGACUUCAGUUCUCUAGCAUUGAACCUUAGAACUAAAGUUUUCAGUCAUUUAAAUCUUAUUAUUUAAUCUAUUUUACUCUUAAUUUAUACCUGUUCUUGUUCUUGACAACUAGUCUCAGCUCACGUCAGAUCCAACUAAAGACUUUCACAUUACGGAGGUCUUUUUCUAAGUGUCCUUUUGCUUUUCAGUAGCUAAUCCUCAUGGAACCUGUCCAAGACAAAGGGUCAAAAGUAAACCUCAUAAAAAAAAUAAUUAAAAAUAAAGCUUGGAGGAAGACAAGCACCUGGGAAUCUGUACUGCAUAUCUGAAAUAAAGUUGGCUGCACCACAGAAAGGUA
This is a messenger RNA of Heterocephalus glaber (naked mole-rat), 2548 nucleotides long. RefSeq names its product MARVEL domain containing 3 (gene Marveld3). Gene Ontology annotation, biological process: myelination. NCBI's taxonomy places the organism in Eukaryota, Metazoa, Chordata, Mammalia, Rodentia, Bathyergidae. Gene Ontology annotation, cellular component: membrane. The record is from RefSeq and is a predicted model, not a curated record. Gene Ontology annotation, molecular function: structural constituent of myelin sheath.